This is a messenger RNA of Cynara cardunculus var. scolymus (artichoke), 1701 nucleotides long. RefSeq lists its product as uncharacterized. The record is from RefSeq and is a predicted model, not a curated record. Lineage: Eukaryota; Viridiplantae; Streptophyta; Magnoliopsida; Asterales; Asteraceae. The transcript has 2 exons. The coding region runs from base 1011 to 1451 and encodes 146 amino acids. Gene Ontology annotation, biological process: proton motive force-driven ATP synthesis. Gene Ontology annotation, molecular function: proton transmembrane transporter activity.
UGAUUUUAUGCGUGAAACGUAUUAUAGUUGUAAGAGCAUACAGAUUAAUUAUGGGGAAUGUUUGAAAUUCCUGCUAAUAUGUUCUUGGAAGCCAUAGUAUUGAUCGUAAAAUUCGUAUGCAACAUUUUGAUCUCUUUUGAUUCAUCGUGUUUAUGCUUAAUAUUCCAUGGCAUUAAAUAUAUGAUUAAUUGGAAACUCAUGUAAACUUGGGGUACAAUAUGGUGAAAGUAGCUGGUAUCAAAAUGAGAUGUAUUAGAAUCUCUUCUGGUUUAAUUUAGGGAAUGAUCGAUUAGAGGUGUAUGGCUUGGGAGCUUACGUGAAGUCGUUUGGUUUCAUUUUUCAGUGGGUACUUUUAAAUUGCUUAAGAUGGAUGAUUAUUAUGGGUAAAUUGUAAUUCAGACGCUCUUCAUUUCUGAGCAAUCUGAAACAUUGGCUUAGAUUUCUUGAUGCCUUAGUUUUGACAUUAUGAUUCCUGAGUUUAAAGACAUGAGAACACUAUGCAAAUAUACAUGGGAUCUUUUGUGCUGAGUGAUUAAGAGGUUCUGUUUAGAAUUAGUGUUUAAUGAAAAAAACAAAUUAAUUUACGCUAGAAGAUAAUUGCGUGUUCCAGACCUUGGAGUCUACAUUUGAUCCAUCAUAGCAUCCGUGCAGGUUCGUUUUAAUUUUCAACGUGUGCAUUUGGUUGUUAUGUAUGCAUUCACAUGUGAAUAGUGAUAUUGGAAGGCUAACGAAUAAUGGCCAGGCUUUAUAUGAACAUUACACAUUUGAUAAGUUUUGAAGGAAUAUUUCUAUGGAUUUAGUGUCAACUUCUUAAAAAUACCCGUUAUCGUUUUAAAGUUAAGUUCCACGUAGAAAAAGAACUGCUGCCAAGACUAGUUAUUGAACUCCAUCAAUAUCUUUUGAAGCUGUUAAUACCCUCUUUGUAUAAUGAACUUAUUCUCUUACCUUCUGUUUGUAAUCUAUGUUUAGAAUAAUUAUCAUUUUGUUGAUUCAUAUUUCUUAUUGGCUGAAUGGAUCUAAUUUCUUUUUGUGUGUGUGUUCAAACCAUUCAAUCUUUUGUACGCUAUUAUAGGGUAGGAAAUAUGGCAUCAAAGUUGCGCAUGUUACAAUCAAAGGCGGCUGAAGCCUCAAAGUUUUUGUCCAAGCAUGGAUGCACCUAUUACAAGCAGACACUAGAGAAGAACAAGAAAUACAUUCAGGAUCCACCGACUAUAGAAAAAUGUCAGCAGUUGUCAAAUCAGCUACUUUACACCCGGCUUGCCAGCAUUCCCAGUCGCUAUGAUGCAUUCUGGAAGGAGCUUGAUCAAUUGAAGCAACUAAUAAAGACGAGACAGGAUCUUAAAACUGAAGAUCUAGGGAUUGCCGCUCUUUUUGGGCUCGAGUGUUUUGCUUGGUAUUGUGCUGGCGAGAUUGCAGGCCGAGGAUUUACCAUCACUAGUUACUAUGUUUAACUCUUGCUAUCAAGGUUAGUUUCUUGCCUAGCAUUUACAGAUAAUAAGAUAGUCCACUUAGCAAUGUAGUUCUUAGUCAAUGGAUGGAAUAUACCUAACUACGUUUGUCAAGAACACACCGGUCAGAACCACUUUCCGAAUAAUUUGAAAACUUUGUUUUCGUUGCCUGUGUAUGUGUGUGUACAUGUGAACGAGGGUGCUCUAAUGAACCGGAAAGAUUUCCUUUCUGAAGAAUUUGGGUUGUUUUAUG